AUGGCCGCCAGGCAGAGCGGCAGCUGGGACCUCCCCUCGUCGCAGAGUGCAGCCCAGACACCCUGGGUGACUGUCCUGAAGCCUGUCCCGUGGGUCGUCCCGCCUCCGCCUCCGCCCCCGCCCCCGCGGCCAGGCAGCGUGAAGGAAGACCUGCUGGAGCUGAUGUUGCUGCAGAACGCGCAGAUGCACCAGGUGCUGCUCAGUCGCCUGGUGGCCGGGGCGCUGGGCCCCGAGCCCGCCGCCACGGACCUGCAGGAGAGCCGUGCCCCCACCCCCACCCCCAAGUGCCACUGGGACCGUGGGUGUGGAUGUGCCUCCAGCUUCAGCUUCAUCAGAGUGGAAACCAUCCUGGGCCUCCUGCCCCUCUAUUGUGCCCGUGGUCUGUGCUUCAUGGCUGGCAGCCCUUCAACGCCUGAACCUAUGGGGCCUGUCCUCUGGAAUCAGUCCCCUCUGCACCCCACUGCGAUCGAGCAGACGGACCUUGGCUCAGGGUGA
Molecule: messenger RNA, 495 nt
Organism: Orycteropus afer afer
Lineage: Eukaryota; Metazoa; Chordata; Mammalia; Tubulidentata; Orycteropodidae
Source: RefSeq, a predicted model, not a curated record